UCUCUAGUAAUUUCGUUGGUAUUUUUGUCAGAGUUAAAGCUUCGAUCUUGCAGUUUGUAUUUGUUUUAUUGUUUCGUGGAUCUGUACUUUCCUUAAUUUUCUUUAGGGAUCUCUCUGAAAGUUGUUCCUUUCCCCUUUUGGUAGUGGGCAACUAUCAAGCUAAAUGCCUAUAAGCUCUAUACCCAGGAAAAAAAACGAUCCUAGUUCUAUGAUCUCUAGUCAUCCUAAGACGGCGACAAGGGGACUUUGAAUAAGUUCGACAUCCUUGGAGCAUGUUUCCUUUAUCUUGUCCUACUAUCAUCCCAUGCAGCAUUCUGUCGUUUAACGCCUUUUUUUGUUUGUGUUGUUUGGUGCUGAGUAAGGAUGGUUUACGUUUAACUCAUCAGUUUCUGUUAGGAAUUCAAGCCAUUAACCAUGAUUGGUUUUUCUUUUCUUUUUGAGUUUUCGGAUGUAGGCUUAUCUGAGUCCAUACAUCUUUGUGAGAUUUGGUCGGUUUCGAUUUUCAGGGAAUCAAAAAAAAAAAAAAAGAAAGAAAAAAAAGUCUCUUUCAUGGCAUGACAUGGAUUGUUUUGGUGUUACCAUCAAAGUUCCGUGCCUUAUUUGCAUUCUCAUCUGCUGAAAGCUGGUCCGGAGUAAAAUCAAGAUUUGGAGAAAAUCACUUUCUUGAAGCACAUGGAGAAACAAGUUGUCAAGGAAAAAUUCAUGCAAUUACAUAUUGGAUUACUUUGUGAAAGCUUCCGAGUUCCUGAAUAACUGAAAAGUAAUAGCAAGUUUCACAUGCUGAAGGCUUUCUGAUAUCUGGCUGUUAACCAUCUAGUUCAAGCUCAUUGCUGAUUGGUUUUUGUGUUUCUUCACCAAUUGAAUUGGAGUAGAUGUCAUUCCGUAGUAUAGUUCGUGAUGUUAGAGAUGGCUUCGGCAGUUUAUCAAGGAGAAGUUUUGAUCUCAGGCUUUCAAGUCUAAUUGGCCAUCGCAGGGGGAAAUCCCAAGGUUCUGUGUUGGAGCUGCAUGAUCCAUGUCCUGUUUUUCAUCAGAGUCGUUGGGCUAGCUUACCCCCUGAGCUUCUCCGUGAUGUGAUCAGAAGACUAGAGGCAAGUGAAAGCACAUGGCCAUCUCGUAAGCAUGUUGUUGCCUGUGCAGCUGUCUGUAGAUCAUGGAGAGAGAUGUGCAAAGAGAUUGUUAGGUGUCCAGAAGUUACUGGGAAGCUCACAUUUCCAGUCUCUCUAAAGCAGCCGGGACCUCGGGAUGGAACCAUUCAAUGUUUCAUUAAGAGAGAUAAGUCGAAACUUACUUAUCGUCUGUACCUGUGUCUUAACCCCUCUGUUCUUGUGGAGACUGGGAAGUUUCUCCUAUCAGCUAAAAGAAAUCGCCGAACCACUUAUACAGAAUAUAGUAUCUCAGUGAAUGCUGGCAACAUAUCAAGGUCAAGUAACUCAUACAUUGGAAAGCUAAGGUCAAACUUUCUUGGUACAAAAUUUGUAGUAUACGACACCCAACCACCUUACAACUUUUCUUCCUUUUGCCCACCUGGUCGAACAAGUCGUAGGUUCUCCAAGAGAAUCUCUCCUAAAGUCCCUUCGGGCAGCUACAACAUAGCCCAGGUUACAUACGAGUUGAAUGUUCUUGGCACACGUGGACCACGGCGUAUGCAUUGCAUCAUGUACUCCAUUCCUACAUCAGCACUUGAUCCUGGGGGCACAGUUCCUGCUCUACCUGAGAACCUUGUUUCACUAUCCCUCGAUGACUCAUUCCGCAGUAUGUCAUUCUCCAAAUCCUCGAUCAUGGACCGCUCAAUGGACUACAACAGCGCUCGCUUCUCUGAUGUAACCAGAGGAGCUCACAUGGACUUCAACAGUGCUCGCUUCUCUGAUAUAACUGGAGCAGCUCGCGAGGGAGAAGAGGUGGAUAACAUAAAGGAGAGGCCAUUGGUACUGCGAAACAAACCCCCAAGGUGGCACGAGCAGCUGCAGUGUUGGUGUCUGAACUUCCGGGGCAGGGUCACAAUUGCUUCCGUGAAGAACUUCCAGCUGAUAUCCGCAGUGCAGCCAGCAGCGGGCGCUCCUAGUCCAUCAGAACCACCAGCAGCGCAAUCCGAGCACGAUAAGAUAAUCCUCCAGUUCGGCAAGGUGGCAAAGGACAUGUUCACCAUGGAUUACAGGUAUCCACUCUCUGCUUUCCAGGCUUUCGCCAUAUGUUUGAGCAGCUUCGACACCAAGUUGGCCUGUGAAUAAUAAUAAUGUCGAUUGUUUCUAGUGAAAACAACUUAGGAACAAAAUUUUCAAAAGGUAAUAAAAAAAAUAAAAUUUGUGCCUUGUUGAUUCUUACCAGUUGCUAGUGUUUAGCGAUCGAGUUGUAUCAUGCAUCAUUGUUCGGACUUCUGAGUUGGCAAUGUGACUGUGAGCUUGGCCCACGUAGAUUCUCUCUUUCUAAUUAUGUGCAUUUUAAGUUAUUGUCCGUA
Molecule: messenger RNA, 2455 nt
Organism: Zingiber officinale
Lineage: Eukaryota; Viridiplantae; Streptophyta; Magnoliopsida; Zingiberales; Zingiberaceae
Product: tubby-like F-box protein 8
Exons: 6
Coding region: 873-2228 (451 amino acids)
Molecular function (GO): protein binding
Source: RefSeq, a predicted model, not a curated record